This is a messenger RNA of Morone saxatilis (striped sea-bass), 3884 nucleotides long. RefSeq names its product zgc:171566. NCBI's taxonomy places the organism in Eukaryota, Metazoa, Chordata, Actinopteri, Moronidae. Bases 223 to 1185 code for a protein of 320 amino acids. Gene Ontology annotation, cellular component: vacuole. The transcript has 9 exons. Gene Ontology annotation, biological process: tetrahydrofolylpolyglutamate metabolic process. Gene Ontology annotation, molecular function: gamma-glutamyl-peptidase activity. The record is from RefSeq and is a predicted model, not a curated record.
GAUCAGAGGACAGCAAGAGAGGACACAGCAUCUCAGCAGGCAGCAUCUUCACUCGGAUCGUUGUUUUAUAAAUUACUGGCUGUUUGUUUUAUCCGCCUUCUGUUAUUUUUAUAGACACAUACUAUCACCAUUGCAUUGCAUUUUUCAUCCUCAACGUGCAGACCCAGCCCACCGCACUCCUCUCCAGCUCUUUUGCGUUUCUCCUGCUGCGCGGUGUUUUGGAUGUGUCGACCGGCUGCAGCGGUGUUCGCGGCGCUGACCGCCUGCUGCCUCUGUUGCGCUCCGCUCCUGUGCGUGGCGGGGAGAAGCCAGCAGCUCAAUUACCGACCGGUCAUCGGUGUGUUGGCGCAGGAAAACCUCCCAGGAGACCAGUUUGCUCGUGGCUCCUCUUACAUUGCUGCAUCAUAUGUCAAAUACCUGGAGGGAGCCGGGGCAAGGGUCGUACCCAUCAGAAUCAAUCGCACAGAAGAAGAAUAUGCUAAGCUGUUCUACUCAAUAAAUGGGUUGUUGCUGCCAGGAGGAGAUGUGGAUAUUCAGACAUCGCAGUUCAGUCGAGCUGCCAGGAUCUUUUACAACUUGGCUCUGAAGGCGAAUGAUGCUGGCGACUACUUCCCUAUUUGGGGAACUUGUCAGGGCUUCCAGCAGCUGUCUGUCCUCACAGCCAACAAAAACCUGCUCACCCUCACUGAUACGAAGGCCGUGGCUCUACCUCUCGCUCUCACACCAGCGGCCCAGUCCAGCCGUCUGUUCCGGAGUUUUCCCAAGGAUCUGCUGCAGUCUCUGGCCGAAGAAAACAUCACGUCCAACUUCCACAGCUGGAGUCUGUCUAUGCAGAACUACAGCCGGAACGCCAAACUGAAGCGGUUUUACAAGGUCCUGUCUACUAACAAUGAUGGGAAGAAGGAAUUCAUCUCCACCAUGGAAGCCUACCGCUACCCAUUUUAUGCAGUGCAGUGGCAUCCAGAGAAAAGCCCCUUUGAGUGGAUAGAUAAGCCGGGCAUGGUUCACUCCACCUCUGCUAUAAGAGCCUGCUUCUACACUGCCAGCUUCUUUGUCUCUGAAGCCAUGAAGAACCAGCACCACUUCUCUAGUCCCGUUGAGGAGGAGGGAGCUCUCAUCUACAACUUCUAUCCUGUCUACAGAGGCAUCCACGCCGUCUUUGUGCAGAACUAUUACUUUGAUUGAUGGACAUUACUGAAGAUUGAAUCAGGCUCAGUCUAGUCAGAAUUUGGCACUGGCAGAACAUCUUGGCCCACGAUAAAAACCAAAUUUGAUGGUGUUGUCACUUACACUAGCCUCAAACGUCAAGUCAAUAAUUUAGGGAUGCACCGAUUGUGAAAUACAGAUGUUUAAAAUAACAAUUUGGCUGAUGCUGAUGUUUUUUUGUUUUUUAUUUGCCCUUUUUUUGCCAGGGAAGCAAAUCAAUUUAUAUAUCCGAGUUGUAAAUAACCAAUACAACAUUUAGCCAACACUAAAUUGAUGGAACACAACAGAUAAACAUCAACCACUGAUAUCGGUCAAUACCACCUAAUUUGCCGACGUCAGUAAACAAGGCGAAUAUUGGUCGAUACAGAAUUCCGACCGAUGUAGCGGUGCAUCCCUACAACAAUUAGCUGUAUAGCUGAUUUGCUCAGUAAAAUGAAAUGCAAACAGGACAAUGAAAAAAUAGAAGAUUAAGAAAAUAAAAGAAAAUAUUAUAUUAAAAAAUCUUUGCAGGAUUUUUAAGUAUAAUAACAGAAAAAAAUUUAACUAAUUGCAAUUACUAGGAUGUAUAAAUUUGAAAACAAGACCAAAUUUAAACACAUUUAGUAAAUAUAACACAAUUAUGGGUAGCUAAAAUCCAGAGUAACAGUGACAACUUCCUACAGUAAACUGUACGACGCCCAUCAAUAAACUGCCACACACUUAAUGUUAUUCCUAUGUUCUUAAAACGGUCUUUAGUUCACAUCUCUUUGUAGUGCUGCGAUUUUGCCAUGACAGCAGUAACAGUGUGGGUUCUAUGUUCUACCUGCAGAAUUGUAUAUGCUCAAUUAUGGCAAACUAAAUUAAAUUAAACAAAACAUAAAAACACUGAUAAACAUAUGGGAAGAAGAAUGAGAUCGAAAUUCCAAUUUUCGGGAUAUCCCUUUCAUUGCAGCUGUGUCUAAGAUACCCAUAGCUUUACUACUGAAUACCAUUUACAAUAAUAUGCACAUCAAAAAUAGCUGAUAUCCAGAUGCUAUUAAAUUGCUUUACUGGAGACCUUUGCUGGUGUUUGCUGCUAUUAAAUCACAUUUGUAACCUAAAAUAAAUCAUAUGAGGAUUAACAGACUGAGUGAUCAGUGGCAGAGUUUUGCAGGACCACUUAAGUUGCCUUACAUAGGCCAAGUUUGUGUUCCCAGACUAUUCAAUUCAAUUCAAUUUAAUUUGUAUAGUGCCAAAUCAUAGACUACAGGACCAAGGCUUUACAAAAUCACUGCCAUUUCUCUUUUGUGUUUUAGUUCCUACUCCAUCGCUUAGGUAUGAGGAUGUGUUGAUUCUGACCAGGGUAUAUGAACGGUACUAAAAAAAAACUUAAUUUAUUUCAACAUCUUUACAUUACAGUUAUUGAUCUCACAAGGAAACAAAUACAUUGUUUCAUUGCUAUGCAUCCUGCAAACAGUUGUUUUAAAAAAAAAAGUAUUAAAAAUAAGUUGCUUCUUUCUUUUACUCACUUACAAAACAAACACAUGCCAGAGCAAGAUCUCAUGGGAAAUGCAGUCCUAAUUCUGGAAAACAAUACCGCGUUUGUCCACAGGGGGCACCAAUAUCAACACAAAAUAAAAGAUCCUUGUAAUUACGUAAAGUAUAACCAGUCACCUAAUUUUACAAGCCUAACUCCCAUAGCCUAUGAGUCCACGCUUAAAUGUGGGUAACUAAUAAACACUGACUAUUCCCACUCUAUCAGCAAGAGGCUACUGAAGGUCAGUUAGACUGACAAACUGCUGUUUCAGUAUCAGUAUAAAGUAAUUAAUGUGGUUCUUUAACAUUCCUUCUGUAAAAAUGGAAACAUAUAUUUUGCUACCUGUAUUCCUUCUUUUUUUAUGUAUUGGCUUUAUUCUGCAGGACUGCAAAACUUGUUUAUUCCUCAAUAUCUGGUACAGCAAUCAGUGUGUAUGCCUGUCAAGGAGAAAUUUCAUUACCAACUUAAAUCUUUAUUCUAGGAAAUGGAGUAUUUUGUAUGCUAACAUGCUAUCAGAGAAUGCCAAAUAUGACUAAAGAUCAGGUUACAAUUACAUUGAUUUUUUUUUCAGUUUUACAGUUGGCAGAUGACAUGAUGAUUGAGUUUGUACAAAACUUUCACUUUCACCUGAAAACCUUCUAGGUAUGAGGUCUCCUUUGACAUAACAAUGUUCCAUGUCAUGGAAAAAGUGGAUUUUAUGGAUCUGUUCAUGAUUGUCGGAUUUUAAAAUGUAACCUUGGAUGUUUAAUGGUGUUAUAUCAUUGUGUGAGGAUGUGUUUAUACAUUUAUUUUAUUUCCUUCAUCAGUCAACAUUAUAAAAUGAGUAUACCAAACCAAUAUUUUUUUCCCUUUUUUUUGCAGUCUGGUUUAAAAUGUUUGUUACCUAUAUUGUAACCCCGCACAGUGCAACAUUAUGUUGCAUUUAUUACAUUAUUCUUGCAGCAACAGAAACACACAGUCCUCUAUUGCCAAAGUGAAAAUACAUUUCCUUUUUUAUUGUGUAAUGACAACAACCAAAAAUAAUGAGUCGUUUAAACUAUGUGUCUAAGUCCUACUUUGGAACAUUCUAUAUUUAAUUCAAUGCGAUGGCUUUGAAUACAUGCAUUGAUUGCACAACUGAUUGUAAAAGUUUUGCUUGUUUGUUUGACCAUGUGCCAGAUGAUCAGACAAUAAAGAAAGCCAA